This is a messenger RNA of Drosophila willistoni, 431 nucleotides long. RefSeq lists its product as uncharacterized. The record is from RefSeq and is a predicted model, not a curated record. NCBI's taxonomy places the organism in Eukaryota, Metazoa, Arthropoda, Insecta, Diptera, Drosophilidae. Bases 1 to 195 code for a protein of 64 amino acids. The transcript has a single exon.
AUGGUCUACUCUGAACGCACCGACAAAUGUUCAGCCAGUCCCAAGGACGCUCCCAAAAUCGACUCGACGCCAACGCAUAAGCCGAGUCACAGUUCCGGCGCCUGGAGCAGCAAGGCCUCGAGUGACGAGAAAUGGAAAUACAACAAUAUGGUCAAGGAUAACCGUGACAAGUUCAAUGGCAUGCACUUCUCUUAGAAGUCGCACCCUCCCAAGUGGUAGUGGGAGUGGUGAUGUGAUGUGAUGUGAGGGGGGGCUAACUAAGGGCGGAGCCUGCCUAUUAUAGUUACGUGAUAUAUAUACUAGAUCCUUAGAUUAUUGUUGAUAUUUCUGGUUUCUAUGGGUUCGUAAUAGUUUAAGUACAUCAACAUUUCAAUACUGAUGAAAAAAUAAUUACAAAAACAAAACAAGUGUGAAAAAUAUAAAAGAGAUGC